Hemibagrus wyckioides is the source of this 1124-nucleotide messenger RNA. It is a transcript of the gene miox, whose product is annotated as myo-inositol oxygenase. The record is from RefSeq and is a predicted model, not a curated record. Gene Ontology annotation, cellular component: cytoplasm. NCBI's taxonomy places the organism in Eukaryota, Metazoa, Chordata, Actinopteri, Siluriformes, Bagridae. The transcript has 10 exons. Bases 140 to 1000 code for a protein of 286 amino acids. Gene Ontology annotation, biological process: inositol catabolic process. Gene Ontology annotation, molecular function: iron ion binding; inositol oxygenase activity.
UCUCAGUGUGCUCCUGUAACAUCUGUGUGUGUGUGUGUGUGUGUGUGUGUGUGUGUUAAUAAAUAGACCAGUGGAAGAGUGAAAAAGACAAACAGCAUCACACACAGAGUGUAAGUGUUGUGUUUAGAACAACGUAAAGAUGAGAGUCGUUAACCUGGGUCCAGACCCGUCUCUGGCGUUUCGUCCUGAGCUGCUGCCCAGUGACGGGAAAGAGAAAUCUGACUUCAGAAACUUUGUGAGCGGAGAGCUUUAUGAACGUGUGUUUAACACAUACAGACUGAUGCACACACACCAGACGCUGGACUUCGUAAGACAGAAGCAUGCAGAGUGGUCAGGCUGUACUCACGCUCGUAUGACCAUGAUGGAGAGCAUUCAGUGUUUGGAUCAGUUGAUCGAUGAAUCUGACCCCGAUGUCAACUUCGCAAACUCUUUCCACGCCUUCCAAACCGCCGAGGGAAUCCGCAAGGAACAUCCGGAUAAAGACUGGUUCCAGCUGGUUGGUCUCAUUCAUGACAUCGGUAAAGUCAUGGCCUUAUGGGGAGAACCUCAGUGGGCCGUGGUGGGAGACACCUAUCCUGUAGGCUGCCACUUUCAGAACUCCAUCGUUUUCAGAGACUUGACGUUUGUGGAGAAUCCAGACAACAAGAACGAGACAUUGAACACAGAGUGUGGGAUUUAUGAACCUCACUGUGGGCUGGACAAUGUUCUGAUGUCUUGGGGACAUGAUGAAUAUUUAUACCAAGUGAUGAAGUUUAACAAGUGUCUGAUUCCUGAGGAGGGUCUGUACAUGAUCCGUUUCCACUCCUUCUACCCCUGGCACACACACGGACACUACACACACCUGUGUAACGACAAAGAUCUACAGAUGCUGCCAUGGGUCAAAGAGUUCAAUAAGUUUGAUUUGUACACUAAAAGCACGGAGCUGCCGGAUGUGGAGGAGCUGAAGCCGUAUUACCAAUCACUCAUUGAUAAGUUCUGCCCCGGAGUCCUGCUCUGGUGAACACGGCUUAAAGCAGCGGUGUGCGAGUCUCAGAGAGAGGAAGAAGCAGCUCUGCUGGGGUCAGGGGGCAGGGCUCAUUUCAGGGCCAGAAAAAUGUCAAUUCAAGCCUGAAAUCGUUGAAUAA